Messenger RNA from Anas platyrhynchos (mallard), 1931 nucleotides. The record is from RefSeq and is a predicted model, not a curated record. Lineage: Eukaryota; Metazoa; Chordata; Aves; Anseriformes; Anatidae.
CGGUGCCCCCCCCCCUCCCCGGUGUCCCCCCCCCCGCCGUUCCCGCAGCGGGGGCGGGGCCGCCCCCAUCACGUGGCGGCGGGGGGAGGCCGGAGCGCGGAGCAUGGCAGCGCUGGCGGCCGCCUCCCCUGGCACAGAUGAGUGCCUGGAGGAGGACGAGGACGAGCUGGAGCCGGGGCUGGACAAAGCCGAGGCCGAGCCGGAGCCCGAGAGCCGGGCGAAGGCGGCGGGGGGCUCCCGGGGGGCCGUGCUGACCCGCCGCGGCAUCACCCUGCGCAUGCUGCUCCGCGAUGGGCUCCUGGAGCCGGCCCGCGGCGUCCUCUCCAUCAACUACCUGGGCAAGAAGUUUGUGGGGGACCUGGGUGCGGACGGCACCAUCACGUGGCAGGAGACGGGCCAGGUCUUCAACUCGCCCAGCGCCUGGGCCACCCACUGCAAGCGCCUGGUGAACCCCGCCAAGAAGUCGGGCUGCGGCUGGGCCUCCGUGCGCUACAAGGGCCAGAAGCUGGACCAGUACAAGGCCGCCUGGCUGCGCAAGCACCAGCCCAACGCGCCCGCCGCCGAGGCGAGCUUGGCCAGUGAUGAGGACGAGCUGCCUGAGGAGGAGGAGGAGGCGGCGGUGGUGAAGGAGAAGGAAGGCCGGGUGCCCGCACCGGAGCCAACGGCCACCAAGAGACCGGAGGAGAAGAGCAAGAAGCAGCAGUGCCGGAGCCUGGCGGAGCAGGCGGGGAUGGGUGAGGAAGGGCAGGGUCCCCUGGGGGGGGCAAAGCCCCCCAGCCGCAGUGACGGGGCGCUCUGUUCCGCAGAUCAAGCCCCCCCGGGGAAAAAGCCGGAGAACAAAGCCCAGGUGCCCGUCCGCUACUGCACCCUGGGCACCCGUGACACGGGCAGGAACCCCCAGACCCUGGUGGAGGUGAUGCCCUUCGCUGCCAUCAACAAGUUCCAGCCCUUCAACGUGGCCAUUUCCAGCAACGUCCUCCUGCUGCUGGAUUUCCACAGCCACCUGACGCGGAGCGAAGUGGUGGGGUACCUGGGGGGCCGGUGGGACACCAACACGCAGCUGCUGACGGUGCUGCGAGCCUUCCCCUGCCGGAGCCGCUUGGGUGACGCCGAGGUCGGGAGCAUCGUGGAGGAGGAGAUCUGCCAGAGCCUGUUGCUGCAGGGGCUGUCGCUGGUGGGCUGGUACCACAGCCACCCCUUCAGCCCCGCGCUGCCCUCCCUGCACGACAUCGACGCGCAGAUGAAUUACCAGCUCAAGCUGCAGGGCAGCGGCAACGGCUUCCAGCCCUGCCUGGCUCUCAUCUGUGGGCCGUACUAUCACGGCAACCCCGGCAUGGAGUCCAAAAUCACGCCCUUCUGGGUGAUGCCGCCCCCAGAGCAUCCCCAUGGAGGUGGAGGUGACCCACAUCCAGGACGGCUUCCUCACCAACGACGUCCUGCAGGAGAUGCCCCUCUCUCCCCUGCCCCAGACGCUGCUGGUGGAGUUUUACAAGGGGGCCCCCGACCUGGUGAAGUUCCAGGAGCUGUGGAGCCAGGACCAGACCUACCUGGACAAACUGAAGGGCUCCCUGGCCUCCCGCACCCCAAAAGACCAGAGCUUCACCCACGCCCUGGAGCAGAUCUACAGCCUCCUGAAACUCAGCGGCUGAGGAGCCGGGAGCCCCGACCGGCUCAGACCUUCCCUGCAGCCAGAGCUGCCCUCGGCGAAGGGCAACGGGCGCAGGGCAGCGCCGCGGGGCCGCCGCGUGUCGCCCGCUGCCUCCAGGCACCCGGCAGAGGGGUGCCAGGUCCCUGCCGUGCCCCGGAGCAGCUCCCCGGGGAGUUGUGCGGCCGGGCCCGGCGCGGUGGCGGGGAGGGUGACGGUGGUGGUGGGAGUCUCACCUGCACGUUGUUUGUGGAAGUGGUAGUUGAUUAAAGAGCAGUUCCUGAGA